This is a messenger RNA of Xenia sp. Carnegie-2017, 4295 nucleotides long. RefSeq names its product vigilin-like. NCBI's taxonomy places the organism in Eukaryota, Metazoa, Cnidaria, Anthozoa, Malacalcyonacea, Xeniidae. Gene Ontology annotation, cellular component: nucleus; cytoplasm. The record is from RefSeq and is a predicted model, not a curated record. Gene Ontology annotation, molecular function: mRNA binding.
ACGUCACACAAAAUUAGCACAUUCGAAGCAAGAGUUAUGGAGCCUUGAAUCGAAGUCGGAUAGGAACAAUAUUUAACCGGCUUCUCACGUCGAUCUGGAUACGUUUCUAUAAGUUAUUGACGGUAGUUGGCCAUUCUGGAACAGCUGUCAUCGACACUUGUGUCAGUGACACUGUAGAUCUUAGCCUGGAAACGGACUUGAAGAAUUAUGAAUAUCCAACCGGACGAGUUUAAAAAUAUGAACGGCAUUGGUUUAUCAAACGGUAGUACGGACACUGCCGAAUUUCCCCAUGAAAACGGUAAUGACUUGGAGCACGAAGGAUACACACCAACGUACGAUGAAGCAUUUCCACAAUUGCCCGUUUCGAAAGCCCCAAUCAUCAGAAAACCUGGCCCAGCGAAAGCAACAAGCUAUGCUGGUUCCACGCAAGCAAUUCGAUCUACAACCAUUACACAGGUUUUUCGAAUACCCAUUGAAGAUGUCAAUUCCAAAUUGUUUGGUGAUUUUGGAGAUAUGCGUCAGAGUAUGUGCCGCGAUGUGUCGGCCAAGACUGGAGCAUCUAUUGAAAUGAGCAAUGCCAAGGACAAAAGUUUAAACAUCCUUGCAACAGGCAAACCUACACAAGUUAUUAUGGCAAAGCGAGAAAUUUUGAAAAAAUUACAAACUCAGGUGAAAUGUGAAAUACCAAUUCCCAACGAGCAUCACAAAUUUAUACUUGGUAAAGGUGGCAACAUUCUCAAACAACUUGAGUCAGAAACUGGUACAAAAAUCAACAUCCCAAGGAAUGAUGAUGUUGUGAUUAUCACUGGCAUCAAAGAAGAUGUGGAACGAGCUUGUCACGAAAUUCAAUCUAUAUCCGAUAGAAAAGCAAAGGAAGGCUUUGAACGUUUGGAGAUUCCUAGAAUUUUCCAUCCGUUUAUACAAGGAGCUAAUCAGGAGACAGUCAAGAAAAUUGCUGCAGAUACUGCUACAAAAAUCAAUAUUCCUCCUACUUCAGUACAAAAGGAUGAGAUUACUAUUUCUGGUGACAAGGAAGGAGUUGCUUUGGCCAAAGAAAAGAUACUAAAAAUUUAUAAAGAAAAGGAGCGCCGUGUGACACAUGUUUCUAUUGAAGUGAAGAAAUCCCAACAUAAAUAUGUUAUUGGAGCAAAAGGACAAGUUUUGCAGGAUAUACUUGCUGCUACAGGUGUUUCAGUUGAAAUGCCUCCUUUGGACUCAGAUGCUGAAACAAUAACAUUACGUGGUGAACCUGACAAGCUUGGCACGGCCUUGACUCAAGUGUAUGAGAAAGCUAACAGUGUAUCAGUAGCAGAGGUUGAAGCACCUCGAUGGCUACAUCGUUUCAUGAUAGGUCGUAGUGGUGAAAACAUAAAGAAAAUUACUCAAGAUUUAGACAAGUUGCACAUUGAGUUUGUUGAUGACAAAGACAAAAUCUCGUUGGAAGGACCACCACAACAGGUGGAAAAAGCAAGAGAAGCGUUGGAGACGUUUGCCCGUGAAUUGAGAGCAACCAUGGAUUUUGCUGAAGUUGAAGUUGACUACAAAUUCCAUUCUCAUAUAAUUGGCAAAAACGGUGCAAAUGUUAAUCGCAUCAAGGAAGAGAAAACAGCCAUAAUAAUACCCAACGACAGUGAAAAGAAGAGUUUGAUCAGAAUUGAAGGUUCACCUCAAGGUGUUGCAAACGCAAAAGCUGAAAUUUUGGAAAUGGCAAAAAUUGGUGAGCAAAAUUUGAAAUUCUUUAUCAUAGCCAUAGAAAAUGAACGAUCACGUGACAUCAUCAUUGAAAACAAGUACCAUCGUUCCAUCAUCGGUCCGAAAGGUGAUGGCAUGCAAGAUAUACGAAGAAAAUACCCGGAAGUGCGUAUUUCGUUCCCGGAUGCUACGAUUAGGAGUGACGUAGUGAAUAUCCGGGGACCUAAGGAUCAGGUGGACAAAGUGUACGCGCAACUAAAGAAACAGAACUCGGAGUUGGUUGCAUCAAACUACAACAUUGAAGUGCCUAUAUUUAAGAAGUUUCAUCGAAAUAUCAUUGGACGCGGUGGUGCAACCAUCAAGAAGAUUCGUGACGAGACUGGAACACGUAUUGACUUACCUGACGGUGAAAGUGAUAGUAACAUCAUAAAAAUUACUGGACACAAAGCUCAAUGCGAAGAGGCUCGCGGAAGAAUACUCGCUAUUCAAAAUGACCUUGAAAACAUCAUUGAAGAGAAAUUGACCAUUCCACAUAAACUGCAUAAUGCAAUUAUCGGUGCUAAAGGUCGUCUUAUACGAUCCAUAAUGGAGGAGUGUGGUGGAGUUAACAUUAAAUUUCCACCUGGAGGAUCAAACAGUGAUAUAGUUGUUUUACGUGGUCCUAAAGAAGAUGUCGAAAAAGCCAAAAAUGAAUUGUUGCAACAGGCGAAAGAAAAGGAGUUGAACAGCUUUACUGACCAAGUUAAUGCAAAAAGUGACUAUCAUCGUUUCUUGAUUGGACGGGGAGGUGUCAACAUAAGAAAAGUGCGUGAUAACACUGGUGCCCGUAUCAUCUUUCCAUCCAAAGAUGACGAGGAUCAAGAAACCAUUCACAUCAUGGGAACGGAAGAGGCUGUGCGUGCUGCAAAACAAGACUUAGAAAAAUCAAUCAAGGAUUUGGACAAUAUCGUCGAAGAUGAGAUUCAUGUGGAAGAAAAACAUCACCGCCAUUUUGUGUCACGACAAGGCAAAGUGCUAAACGAAAUCAUCAAAGAUUUUGGUGGCGUAACAAUCAGUUUUCCUCGCUAUAACAGUGGCUCUGAUCGUGUCGUUCUUAAGGGCGCCAGUAACUGUGUACAAGGAGCUAAGGAAAGGAUUUUGGAGAUUGUCAAUGAACUUGAUUCAAAUACCACAAUAGAGGUUGUAAUACCUCAAAAACAUCAUCGUUCAUUGAUGGGUGCUAAAGGCGCUACAGUGCAAGGAGUUCAAAAUCGUUUUAAUGUGUAUGUGAAAUUUCCUGAACGUGCUGCAACGAACGGUACGGAAAAUGGCGAUCAUUCUCCAAUGAACGGGGAAGGUACGACAUCACCACCCGAAGAUAUGGAGACCGUCAAGAAGUGUGAUAUUAUCCAAAUCACUGGUAACAUUGAACAGGUCGAGAAGGCAAAGGAAGCUUUACGUGAAUUAAUUCCUAUCACCGAGACGAUUCAAAUUCCAUUUGAUUAUCAUCGUUACAUCAUUGGGGCGAAAGGAACAAGCAUUCGUUCAAUGAUGAACGAAUAUGAUGUGAACAUAAUCAUUCCUCCUGCACGUGACGAAUGUGAUGACGUUGAGAUUUUUGGUCCUCGUGAGAAUGUUGCGCAAGCCAUCAAUGCCUUGAACAAACGUGUUGACGAAAUCGAGGCUGAAAAUGAAGACAAGGUACUUCGUAAUUUCCAACUGGAAGUGUUUGUCGAUCCGAAAUACCACCCAAAAAUUAUCGGACGAAAAGGAGUGAUCAUUGACAGAAUUCGCAAAGAACACGAUGUUAUGAUUCAAGUUCCCUCGACAAAGUCUGGUGAAGAUGGAGGCUCUGAUGUCAUCACUUUGACAGGUUACGAAAACAACUGCCUGGCUGCUAAAGAUGAAAUUGAGAGUAUGGUAAAAGAACUGGAAGAUCAAACGGUGUUUGAAGUGGACAUUGACCCCAGAGUUCAUCGUCGUCUUAUUGGAGCACGUGGGGCCACCAUCCGUAGGAUUAUGGAGCAAUUCAAAGUAGACAUCCGUUUUCCUCGCUCAAAUGAUCCCAAUGGUCCUGUUGUGAUCAGUGGUACCCCUGAAAACGUGGAGGAUGCGAGAGAUCAUUUACUUAUGCUCGAAGAAGAAUAUCUUGACGAGGUUCGUGUUGAACAAGAGGAGAAAGAUUUGGUUAAUCAUUAUAUGAAUCCACCAAGCAAGAAUAAUGAAAGCCAUGGUAAAUCAUACAGACCAACUGAAUUUGUGGUCCGUGAUGCUCCUUGGAGCAGGCCAUCUCCCCCACUCUCUCCCAAACCUCCACCAGCCGUACUCAAUAUGGCGGACACGGAAGAUUUUCCUGCCAUUGGAAGCAGCAGCAAACCUUUCUCAUCCGCUGUGUCCUGGGGACCACUUCGUCAUUGAGAUUUAUUUUCCUACGUGAACUAUAGAAUGUGUUUAUCUGUUACUGUUGUCAUGAAAUAGUCCUAUUCACUUAUCAAGUAAUGCUUUGGACGCACUGCAUUGAGAUUAGUUUUUGGGUAUUUUGCGUUGUGUCUAAAUUUUGUGAAGCUAAUUAUUGAAAUUUCAACAUGCAAUGUGAAAAUGAAAUAAAAUUUUAACAAUAUCAA